Molecule: messenger RNA, 2625 nt
Organism: Scatophagus argus
Lineage: Eukaryota; Metazoa; Chordata; Actinopteri; Scatophagidae
Product: hyaluronan and proteoglycan link protein 1-like
Exons: 4
Coding region: 204-1226 (340 amino acids)
Biological process (GO): cell adhesion
Molecular function (GO): hyaluronic acid binding
Source: RefSeq, a predicted model, not a curated record
UUCCAGUAGCACCACAGGCGGCUGCUGCACAAAGACAGAAAGAAAGAGGGACAGCUAGAUGAAUGAAAAUUAAAAAGAGAACAUAAGUUGUUCAAGUUAACAUCCGGCUCUCCUAAAUUAUUUAAAUUUAGUGCAUUUUUUACCUUUCAAGUUUUAUAUUUAUAUUUUUAUUGAAGAAGGCCCUUUGUGUGAAAAAAGAGAAAAUGACGAGUCUGCUGUGCAUCACAAUAAUCUCCCUGACUCUGGCUGCCAGUGCAUACAGUUAUGUGUUGAGCUCACCGCCACCAGUAACAGUUCAGGUUAUUGCUGAACUAGGUGCCAAUGUCACCCUGCCCUGCCAACUCCUGUCCAUGGACACUAUGUCCUUUGGUUCCAUUGGUAUGAAAAUCAAAUGGACCAAGGUGGCAGAUGAUGAGGCACUGAAUGAGGAUGUGCUGCUUUCAAUGGGAUUCCACAAGAAGACUUAUGGCAGCUUUGAGGACCGAGUCUUCUUGGAGGAGAAGGACAAUGAAGAUGCUUCCUUAGUAAUAACGGAUAUCUCCAUGGAUGACACAGGAAAAUAUCGCUGUGAGGUCAUCAACGGGGUGGAAGACACCAUCCAGGAGAUUACCUUGGUGGUCCAAGGUGGUCUCAUUGAUGGUGUUGUGUUCCCAUACUCCCCCCAUUUUGGUCGCUACAACAUGAACUUCGAUGAAGCUGUGCAGGCUUGUGAGGAACAAGAUGCUGUGGUCGCCUCCUACGAUCAGCUGCUUGAAGCCUGGAAGAGGGGCAUGGACUGGUGCAAUGCUGGCUGGCUGAAUGAUGGCACAGUGCAGUAUCCCAUCAACAAACCCAGAGAGCCUUGUGGUGGCUCCAACAAUGGACCUGGUCUCAGAACCUAUGGUCGUCAAGACAAAAACCAGAGCCGCUAUGACGUAUUCUGCUAUGCUUCUGCACUCAAAGGACGUUUCUAUUGGCUUGUCCAACCCGACAGACUGACCUUUGAUGAAGCUGUGCAGGCGUGCUUAGAUGAUGGUGCAGAAAUUGCCAAAGUGGGCCACAUUUAUGCAGCCUGGAAGCUUGAGGGUUACGAUCGCUGCGAUGCUGGCUGGUUGGCUGAUGGAAGCGUCCGCUACCCAAUCUCCAGACCCCGCAAGAACUGCAGCCCCACAGAAGCUGCAGUGCGCUUUACUGGGUUCCCAGACAAAAUGCAAAAGUCUUCUGGUGUAUACUGCUACAAGCAGUGAGCAGUGAGGUGGUAGAUAACAGUAGGGAAGCCAUAACCACCAAAGAGCAGCACAAACACAACCAGUAAAAUCAUCAUUACAAAAUAAGCUCUGGAUCUUUACUAGCAUGAAGUCGAUAUUUUAUUGAAACUGUGAUAACCAUUUUUAAUGCCUAGAAACAAAUACUGUACAUUGUACAUCCAUAUACAAUCAAUUGCAAAAUAUUUUGUAGCCAGUACGUUCUGUUUUUCUCAACUAUGCUUUCAUUAAUUUUACAUAAAUUGUUGGGGAAAAGGAAAUAGUGUUAAUGUAUGAGUGAUGAGACAGAGACAAAAACUUGAUGGUUGUAAGACUUCAUCUAAGUUCAGUUUGUCCUCCACAGAAUGAUUCAAUGUAUGAAGUUCAAGAUUUAGAACACUUUAUACUCAUGUACAGAUGAUUUUUGCGGCUUUAUAAUUUUUCUAGAGAAACAUUAUUAUGCCUUUAUCAAGCACCACAUCAAUGAACGGCCAUUGAUUGAAUACACAGUAACGAAUAUAAUUUUGCUACCACUGUUAAGCUAAAUAUAUAUGUUAUACUGCAGUAAGUAUUCAACUGGAUUCCUCUCUUAUCAGAGUUGAGCCUCUUUUUCACCUCUAAAACUGCAGCAAUGUCCACCUGAGGAGUUGAGAUCAAAUUUACCGUUCGACGAGUAACUGAAGGUAAAUAACUUGAUGUACUGUGACCUGUUCUGCAUUAAUAACUCCCAUUAGAUUAACUUCCCAUUACAAAUUAAAUGUGUUUUUUACCCUUUUAAUGAUGUUAGUCACUAUAGCUUUUAAGCACGUUCAUAAAGUUCUUUUUAAAGAAGAACAGUUUCUGUCACUUGCAGACUUUUUGGAAAGUGUAGUUUUUAAAUAAUAUACAUCUGCACAUACAAACCUGCUACCAAAGACAACUCUGACUGUCUAACAGUAGUAGGAAUUCCAUAAGACAGACAAGACAACUAAUAUUACAGUAGUCACUGGCUAACAAAUGUAUUGGCUGAGAUCAACUCUGGCUGCAGUUUCACAAGUUUAUACUGAGGUAAUGGGUUGUAAAUGGUAAAGUUCCACUGAUCUUGGGUAAUACUGAUGGGUAAUACUUAUACUCCUAAAUAGAAUUUGUGUUGAUAGUAACAGAUAGCCUAAAGGUUUGCCACAAUCAGAAGGCAGCAUAAGUUACAAAAAUGUUUUUGUUACAUUAUCCCUUUCUGCUUUUUCUAAUCCUAUGCACUGACACAUGGUACUUACUGCAGGUUACAUGUGGUAACAUGACACAUUGUUGUUAAAAAUGUUUGUUACACACUUGUGCAUGAGAAAAGGGUAAAGGUGUUUUUGUAUCUUAUCACCAUGUACCGUUUUCAGCAAAGCAGUUUGAAAUAAAAAAUACAACUCUUUAA